AUGUGGUCAUCGCUGAUUCAGUCAGUAAAGACAGCAGCUGGACAGUCGAAAGGAAGUCGCUCUGGUAUAUGGAGCACCAGGUGGUACAGCAGCCGGUAUGGAAUGAGAAAGAUGACCGGUCGCUAUGGAAGAGAGGAUUACUCGCGAUCCUCGUCUCACACGAGCUAUGUGCAUACUCCCAAUCCUGGAGGAAUCAUCAGUCACUCGGAUCCGUUGGCCGCGAUAUUGUCACAGCCUACCUUGGUUAUACAGCGGCAAAUUGAGUACAUGAACUUGUUUUUGGGAUUUGAGCAAGCUAAUAGAUAUGUUCUGAUGGAUUCCAUGGGCAAUCAGUUAGGUUGGCUUCUGGAGCGCGACUUUGGAUUCACCAAAGCGAUAAUGAGACAAAUAUACAGGCUUCAUCGUCCGUUCACUGUGGACCUACUCGAUAACUAUGGCAACGUUUUGAUGACUAUCAAAAGACCGUUCAGCUUCAUCAAUUCUCACAUCAAGGCAUUUCUUCCUAAUGUGAUAGAUCCCCGCUACCCGGAUGGGGCCUUGAUUGGAGAGUCAGUUCAGAGUUGGCACUUGUGGAGACGCAGGUAUAACCUCUUCAAAGCGAGUGGGGAUGACACUUUCGACCAGUUUGGAGCCAUUGACUCUGGCUUCCUAUCGUGGGAAUUCCCUAUUAGGGCAGAGAAUGGAACGAUAUUGGGCGCUGUUUCAAGAAACUUUGUUGGAUUUGCGAGAGAAUUCUUCACAGACACAGGAAUCUAUGUGAUUCGAAUGGAUCCGUUGAGCUUUCAGGGGCUGGAAGAUCUGUACUACCCCAUUUCAGAUAAAGGAAUGACGCUCGAUCAGAAGGCAGUGAUGCUAGCCAAUGCCGUGUCCAUUGACUUUGACUACUUCAGUCGACACAGCUCUGGUCCUGGAGCCGGCUUGAUGUUUUGGGAGAGCGAAUAA
This is a messenger RNA of Ogataea angusta, 942 nucleotides long. RefSeq lists its product as uncharacterized. The record is from RefSeq and is a predicted model, not a curated record. Gene Ontology annotation, cellular component: plasma membrane. Lineage: Eukaryota; Fungi; Ascomycota; Pichiomycetes; Pichiales; Pichiaceae. Gene Ontology annotation, molecular function: phospholipid scramblase activity. Gene Ontology annotation, biological process: plasma membrane phospholipid scrambling. The transcript has a single exon. The coding region runs from base 1 to 942 and encodes 313 amino acids.